GAAGAAGCGACGGACAUGGCUGCUUCUCUUUCCUAUUUAUUAUAACAGCUCCUUAAUUUCUCUUCUUCUAGGUCUCUGAGAACUCCUGUCUUCUCCAAUGUCGUCCUCUUCGUCAGAUGCUUGUGAGCUCAAAAUCUCCUUCUUCAAUUUUAUUAGUCCUUCUGUUUACCCCUGCUGCAAUUUCAGUGUCUGGAAUUUAAACGGAAUUGAGACAACGCACGUCUGCAAGUACCUUGUGGAGGAAGUAAAGGUUGACAUUGAUGUCGAGGAGAAGAAAUUUGGCAGUACUCCUUUACAUCAAGCAAUUUUACACGAGCGGUUCCAAACAGCUGUCCAUCCUCUUGAGAGUGGUGCAAAUCCGAAUGCUGUGACUCACAAUCGGCGAACUGCUUUGCAUUUUGCUGCAAAGAAAGGUAGUUGAACAGUUGGGAAAACAUUUGGACUCUUCAAAUAAAUUUAUUAAUUGCAUGGUGAUAAGCAGCUUUUCCAUUUUGUGUUACAUGCUUGUGUUGAAUUUUGUGGAUUAUCAUGGGGGUUUUUAUCCCCUUGGUUUUUCAUAGUCAUUAUACUGCAAUGUCAUACCUGUUUUAAUAGGUAAACCUUUCUUAGGUUGAGGGUUGGAGAGCAGGAAGGAAGCCAUUUAUAAUUCCAUUGCUGCAGACAUUCAAUAAUUUCUUUGAAUGCAGGUGUAAUGAUUUUAUUAGAGUUCUAUUGCUGCUUGCUUGAUUGAUCCGCAAUUUGUUUGGAAUUUCCAGUAUAUUUCUACUUUUCCAUUUACUUUGGUUUUUUCAUUGUAGUGUAAAUUUUUUCUAUUUGGCUUGAUUGUUAUAGGAGUUAGGAAACUUUUAAAGCUUUUAAUAAGGAAAGGUGUAGAAG
This is a messenger RNA of Rubroshorea leprosula, 876 nucleotides long. The record is from the annotation of a GenBank genome assembly. NCBI's taxonomy places the organism in Eukaryota, Viridiplantae, Streptophyta, Magnoliopsida, Malvales, Dipterocarpaceae.